Molecule: messenger RNA, 546 nt
Organism: Caenorhabditis briggsae
Lineage: Eukaryota; Metazoa; Nematoda; Chromadorea; Rhabditida; Rhabditidae
Exons: 2
Coding region: 1-546 (181 amino acids)
Molecular function (GO): RNA binding
Source: RefSeq, a predicted model, not a curated record
AUGGCUCACAACAACUGUAACUCCAUGGAUAUGGAAAUUGAAGCUGAAGCUGCCGUUCUUCGAGACAUUCAGAACAAAAUGGCUGAAAAGAUGGCUGCCAAGACGGUUCCACAAACUGCGGAAGAGCAAAAGGAGAUCGACGCCAGAUCGGUGUUCGUCGGAAAUGUUGACUUCGGAUCAACGAUUGCAGAGAUUCAAGAUCACUUCAAAGGAUGUGGCGUGAUCGUUAGAACCACUAUCCCAAAGGAUAAGUUCACUAAAAGACAAAAGAACUUUGCCUACAUCGAGUUCGAAUCGUCUGAAAGCAUUGAAAAUGCUCUGGUUAUGAACGGCUCUCUGUUCCGAGCUCGUCAAAUCGUCGUCACCGCCAAACGGACCAAUGUACCAGGAAUGGGAGCACCAAGAGGAGGUCGAGGUGGAGCCACGAGAGGUGGUAUCCGUGGAGGUCGUGGAGGACAACAAACCGUCGUCGUAAAGUACGUUUAUGUCAAUGGAACAGCUCCAAGAGGACGUGGAGGGUUCAGAGGACGAUUCAAUCCGUAUUAA